AUGAUUGAUUGGAUUGUGGAGAAACUCGAUUGUAGUAUCAAAGAAGGUAUGGAUGACAAUACUGAAAUCAGUAUUAUCAAAGAUACAAUGUUACGAUUACAGUUGGAAAAGGCAGCUAGACACAAUAGGUUGGAUCUAAUAAAGCAUUUUGUCAAUGAAAAGCGAUAUAUACAGAUUGAAGAUAGUAAUAAUCUUUACAGGAUAAAGAGAGAGAUAUCAUCCAAUGGAAAUACAGAGAUCUUGGAUUGGUUAUUAAGCAAAAACGUUCGGUUCGAUUCGAUUGAUCAUGAUCACUCAAGUUUUAUGUUGUUGGCUGCAAGCAAUGGACAAUUCGAUAUGUUGAGGAAACUACAUGCAGAAAACAUUGGAAUUUGUGGUGUCGGAGUAAUUUAUAGUGUUGCUUCAAGAGGUAACAUGGAAAUUCUAAAAUGGUUGAAUUUGAAUCGCACAGAGGGUUGCAGCCGCAAUGCAAUGGAUUAUGCUGCAACUCAUGGGCGCACUCACGUUGUAAAGUGGUUGCAUUAUAAUAGAAGUGAAGGAUGUAGUGAGAGAAACACAAUAGAUUAUUUGGAGAUUCUAACCUAUAUAUUGGAUCAUCGACUUCAUACAAAUCUUAUCAACAGAUCUGGUCAAAUCGAAAUUUUUAUAAAAGUGGUAACCUCAGACAUUGAGAACAAUCGUCUUUUAUUGAUUUUACUUCAAAAUAAUAGAUUUAAUGUUGCCUCAUGUGAUUCUUAUCGAGUAGAUUUUGAAUCCAUAUAUGUGGAGUUAUUAAACAAAUCACGAUCAUACACAAUCAAUUUUGAAAACAAUCAUCUAUUCAAAUACAAUAUUGACUAUUUCAAACAAUCUCAUAUCAUUAAUAACAAACGAUAUCAUUCAAUAUCAAGAUUUACAAACAGUAAUGCUAUCAAUGAUGUAUAUUUAGUGUGUGGUACUGAUCAUAGAUUGGUAAGAUCAAUUAGAUAUCUAAUUAAUCAAUUGACAAUUAUAAAACUAACAAAAUCAAUUCAAAAGUAUGUUUAUAAAAAGAUAAAUUAUAAAGAUUAUCAGAAAUCUUAUGAAAGAGCUGAGAAUGAAAUCAAAGCAAUGAAAUUACUCAAAGGUAAUCCAAGAUUUGUUCAACUUGUUGACCAUCAUCAUGAUAAAGACAAUCAAAUCUUUCAUAUCAUCACUAAAUAUUGUAAAGUUGGUGAUCUUUCCCAAAAGUAUAAACAUUUAACUGAUAUAAAUCUGUAUAUAUCAAAUAUUAAACAACAUGACUUUUAUCAAGCAAUUAACCACUUUUAUAUUGAAUAUAAAAAUAGAAUCUUUCCAGAAUCAUUUAUCAGUAAUUAUAUUUCACAACUUUUCAAUAUUCUUUUGGAUCUUGAUAAACAUGGAAUUGUUCAUUGUGACAUUAAACCAUCAAAUAUAUUCAUUGAUGAACCUGAUGCUUAUGGUACUUUGAUUCUUGGUGAUUUUGGAUGUUGUGAAUUCAUUGAUCAAUCAACAAUUAUUGAAUAUCAAGAUACAAAAGAACAUACUCUUGAAACAAAUGAUUUUAAUUUAAAAACUAUCGAUCAUGAAAUAUCGGAGCCAACUUUUUCAAAUAUAAAUGCAACACGUGGAACUAAAGGUUAUAUUUCACCAGAAGCAAAGAACAGACAAUAUGCACAAUCAUGUGACAUCUUUUCAAUUGGAUCAACAAUUCUCAAAUUAUUAUGUUGUCAUCAAGAUGAUCGAAAUAAUCAUCAACUAUUCCAAACUAAACGUGAAAUUAAGAUUUCAGAAUGCAGAUAUUCAAAACAAUUGAUUGAAUUUAUUCUCCGAUUGUUGGAUCAGAGUCCAAAGAAUAGAGAAUCAUUGAAUCAAAUAUUAAACAAAUAUAUUGAAACUAUCACCAAUAAUCAGAUAAUUACAUUCAAUUUAAAUACUCCAUUUCAUAAUACCUCCGUCAAUGUCACUGAGAUCAAUUUUGGAAAUGAAUUCAAUCAAAUAUUAUCAAUCGGUGUCUUACCUGAAUCACUGAAAUCAUUGGUGUUUGGAAAUGAAUUCAAUCAAAUAUUAUCAGUUGUUGGUGUGUUACCUAAAUCACUUGAAUCAUUGAAAUUUGGAAAUAGAUUCAAUCAAAUAUUAUCAGUUGGUGUUUUACCUGAAUCACUAGAAUCAUUAGUAUUUGGAGAUGAAUUCAAUCAAAUAUUAUCAGUUGGUGUUUUACCUGAAUCACUUGAAUCAUUGCUACGUGAUAUCCUCGUGGAGGAGGUGUGCGUUGGCAUACUCGACUGUGCCAACAUUCGUCUGCACUACAGAGGUUCUUCAUGUACUAACGCCAGCUCUUUGUUGAAUUACUGA
Messenger RNA from Heterostelium album PN500, 2334 nucleotides. RefSeq lists its product as uncharacterized. Lineage: Eukaryota; Evosea; Eumycetozoa; Acytosteliales; Acytosteliaceae. Bases 1 to 2334 code for a protein of 777 amino acids. Gene Ontology annotation, molecular function: protein kinase activity; protein binding; ATP binding. Gene Ontology annotation, biological process: protein phosphorylation. The transcript is spliced from 8 exons. The record is from RefSeq and is a predicted model, not a curated record.